Galleria mellonella (greater wax moth) is the source of this 4508-nucleotide messenger RNA. RefSeq names its product solute carrier organic anion transporter family member 6C1-like. Gene Ontology annotation, biological process: sodium-independent organic anion transport; transmembrane transport. Lineage: Eukaryota; Metazoa; Arthropoda; Insecta; Lepidoptera; Pyralidae. Gene Ontology annotation, cellular component: membrane. The record is from RefSeq and is a predicted model, not a curated record. The transcript is spliced from 12 exons. Gene Ontology annotation, molecular function: protein binding. Bases 155 to 1834 code for a protein of 559 amino acids.
CCAAUGUUACGCGCAUAAUAUUCAAUUCACGUGCCGAGUGCUAAAACUGUGAUUUUUAAUCUGUGCUCAACUUCAAUUAAACUGUAAAACGGAAUUUAAUAAUGAAAAAUUGUAGUUAAUUCCUGGAAUAAAAAAAAACAAUAAAGUGGACAAAAUGUUCGAGCAAAAGACGAUAUUUCACAAGUUCUGGCACUUCCUCCGCACAUACAUCCUGACAAUACCUCGAUUCGACCUGUUCCUACAGGGGACUCUGCUUAUUGUGAUCCUCCUGGAGGCCAACGUGUACCUGCUGUUGAAAAGAGAUGCAGAUACAGGUUAUCUUCCUCUAUUGAUUCGCGAUUGGGUAUUUAUCGGAUCUACUGGAACUGAGUUCCUCUUCGGCGCGCUUCUAUCAUGGUACGGUCGGAAGAAGAGAAAUUACGCUUUAGCCUGCUGGAUUGCUAUCACUGCAGCAUCGGGCUUACUUGUACUGGCAUUCCCAUUUGCAGAGGAAAAUAUUGUGAACGUUGAACUUUGCGGUGGUGAUAUAAUGCCUAGGGAUCUUGGAAGAACCGCAUCAGACCCGAUGAUUGUGCCCCGGACAAUCAUGCUCAUAUUCACGGCUGUGCUGUGUUCCCUGACCAAACUGGCGAUCUGGUCCCUCGGCCUGACAUACUUGGAUGAUCAUGAGCCACAAAAUGGACCAUAUUUCUACGGUAUACUGAUAUCUAUCCGGCUAUCCCUCGGGCUGAGCGGGGAGAACUGGCUCGUGGCCAGUUCAGUAAGGAACGACUGGUGGGUCACACACAUCUCACUCUCCAUGCUGACCCUCAUGUUUGCCAUACUAUUCCUGCUGUUCCCAAAGAGGAUGCCAGGGUACGAAGCACCUAAAAACGAUAUGGAUGAUGGAUUUUUUGUAUCCUUACGCGAAAUAUUUCACAACAAAGCAAUCGUUAUGCAUAUCAUAUCGUUUGCUUUGCUCAACCUCGCUCUGUUCGAAUUUGUUCGCUACGACGCAUCCUACAUACAAGCUAGAUUUCACGUGGAGACCCUCCGACAGGACCCCCGUACGUCCCGGCUUAUCGGCAGCCUCUUCAGACCUCUGGUUGUCAUAUUUUUCAUUAUGAUAUUUCGCGUCCGUUUCUCGGUCCGGAGGCAGGACGGCGUGAAAGCCAACACGGCGGCUCGUGUCGGUGGAAUUGUGGCGUUUUUCGCAGCCAUCUUCUUUGUGGUACUGUCGUUGCUUAGUUGCGGAGUGGAGGACCUAGCUGGUAUUGAGAACAAUGAGUAUACGCAGCCGAGUUGCAGUCAACAAUGCAAUUGCAAUUCCGAGGUGUACGGAUAUACGCCGUUGUGUGUGGACGGAACAAACACGUUCUUCUCGCCGUGCCACGCUGGCUGCAGUGCCGCGGGCGAGAUCGGUGGACUGAUUACGUACCACAACUGCUCGUGUAGUAACAGUGCCUCAGACAACGCUGUGAUGGGCUCUUGCUCGCUCAUCUCCUGCCAGGCCAUGUUCUCCGUGUACCAGGUCAUCUUCACUGUUACAUUGGCCGUCACCGGUGCAUCAGCGCUAAUGCAAGGCAUGGUGCCGUUGCGGACGACGAAACGCUCGGCGCGCCCUCUAGCGGUGGGUGCUUCGCUGGCGGCCGUUGCGCUGCCCGCGCAUCUGUUUGGACGCCUGCUCUACAUGCUCAUCGGCCAUGUAACUUGCGCGUACAGCAACGAGGGUGCCUGUUUGUUCCACAACACCAGCAUGCAAUGGAUGCCGGCCACCAGCGCUAUGCUGGCCCUCCUCUCGGGCGCAGUUAGUUUAAUUGCUAGCAAAUGUUCCAAAAACAUUACCAACGAGUAGUGGGUACUCCAUUAUAGCGGAGAAAGAAUAAUUUAAAAUACAAAACUCGAGUCAAGUGGCGUUAAUAUUUUCAACUGACUUUAAAAAGGAGGUUCUCAAUUCGGUUUUUUUAUGUUUAUUACCUCAUAACUCCGUUAGUUGUAAACCGAUUUGGAAAAUUCUUUUUUUUUUUAAAUGAAAGAAUAUACUUACAUAUUGGUCCCACAGAAAUUUUAUUAAAAUCAGUUCAAUAAUUUCUGAUUGUACUCAGAGGAAUUGUUCAGUAUGAUGCCUGCGGCCACAUUCUACCAUCGUACGGCUCGCCAUCGACAGGGAGUUCACCCUCAUACCCUACAGCCCAAAUGGUCGCUUACAACGCGGUUUCAGAGAUGUUUCCUCCCACGAAUACUAAGGUUAUGGAAUGAGCUCCCUGCCGAGGUUUUCCCAAGAGACUACAGCAUGGGGUUCUUCAAAAGGGGGGUAAGAACUUUUACAAAAGUACUUUGCUAGUUUAGGUUAGGUUAUUUUAGUUAAAAGUGUUAUCGACUAAAGCAUACGGUCAAAAGUACUUUUGACUGAUUUCGCUAGUCAAUACUACUUUUGACUGGUUAAGAGUUUUGACUGCAACAUACAUAAUUUAAGUGUUUUGUAAAUAAAUAUUAAUUUAUUAAUCAAUUUUUUAUUCUAUCGAUAAAAUCAUCAGUUCCAUCGGUAAAGAUCACGUCCAUAGAGAUUCCCAUUUCAAAUUUUACUGUCAUAUCGUGUGGUGCCGGCAUUGAAUAGGCCACCCCUCAGCUUUAAGAGGGCAGCAGCGUCCCUCUUAAAAUGCCACCGAAGCCUAAGCUGGUUGCUAACCCGCCUACCAAGUGUGGCAACUACUGGCAAUCCCCCCCUCCCCAGAAUGAAUACGGCCUAUGUUUUUUUUUAAUGGAUGAUAAUGAAAUGGUGAACCCGCCUGCGCUAUCGCUAUCACCUGUGAGAGAUGAUAGGUGAGGAUGAAAGCAGGUCAGUUAGCUCAUCGUAUUGAAUGCAAGAAGUAUUAAUCACAAUGGUUUCCAGGGAGAAUCGCGUGGAGGUCGACCUGACAGGGCUUGCUAGUAAUGAGACCAUUAGACCACAUUACUAACAAUCCCUUCUCCCCAUACGGCCUAUGUUCAGCAGUGGACAAUUAACGGAUGAUAUAAUAAUAAAUAAUUAGCCGUGUGGUCCCGGCAUAGAAUAUGCCAUCCCUUCCUUUCCCGUGGGUGUCAUAAGAGGCAACUAAGGGAGGGCGAGGGACGGGAAGCAGCGUCCCUCUUAAACAUCUCUUAAGCCUGACUGCUGUUGCCAAUCCGCCUGCCAAGCGUGGCACUACAAAACCCCCCAAGGGGGAGUUCAGCAGUGGACAGUUAAAGGCUGACAUGAUGAUUAUGAUAAUAAUGUCAAUUUUUAUCAUUGUAAUAUCAUCAUGCAGCAUAAAGACGUAAGAACACCUCCAAUUGAAUUCGAUUGAACACUUCCGAUUGUUGUCGACCUGAUAGGGUAUACAAUCCUACAAAUAUGGGGGGAAAGGGAUUGUUAGUAAUGGAGACUUUGUACAAAAGUCGAUUGCUUGAGUACCUCUGUCCCAUUCGUGUUUCUACCGUGAAGCAGCUGUGUUUGCAUGACUGUGUUUCGGUUUGAAGGGUGGGAUAUGACAGUGAAUUUACUGGGUACAGAGGAAUAACACCCGAGUCCUCAGGAAUGGCAACGCAUGGGGGGUAUCAUGGGCGAAACAGUGUACUCUGUUAUGUCCAUGGUACUGCUCAUGUGUAUACGGUUACCACUUUCCAUCAGGUGGGCCGUCAGCUUGUUUGCCAUUCUAAGUUGUAUAAAAAAAAAUAUACCCAAUCAGGUCGACCUCCUCGCGGUUCCCCCUGGAAACUAUCAUGGUUAAUUCCAGAUGAAUUCAUCAUGAUGGGCUAACUGGCCUGUUUUCAUUCUCAUCUAUCACCCUUCACUGGUGCUCCGCCAGCGUAUCCUGUUAGCGCAGGCGGGGUUACCAUACCAUUUUCAUCCAAUAAAAAAAUCCUACAAAUAUUAUCUCUUAGGGGGGGGUGGGCUCCCUCUAUAACACAGGAUCUCUCAGCUUGAAGAUUAAGCUAUUAGUGUGAUUGAGUGGCACUUAAUAGAUUUCUUAAAGAUUUUAUAAAAACUACAUUUUUUUUUAAUUAUUUUAUUACAUAUUCAUGCAAAUGGCACGACAUAUAAAUACCUACCCAUCCUACAUACACAUACAACUUAUAUAUCUACAAUAUUAUUAUACACUGUACAUUUUAGAAUUAUUUAUUUAUAUAAUCAAUAAGAGACAUCAUACUGCAAAACUGGCAAGUCUGUAACACCUGUCUAACUUUAAAUUUAUUUAGACACAUUUUAAAUAUUAUCAAAUGAGAAUUAAAAAAAUGCUCUCGACUAAAAAGUUAAUCAUUCGACACAUUUUUAUUCAGUUUAAAAUAAAUAUCCUAAAUUUACUAAAAUUUUAUAUUUUUUUAAUAGACAAAUAUCUAAAUUAAAUCAAAACUUUAAAACGAAAUAGAAAACAGUCGUUAUUUUAUUAUUAUAUUUAUUAUAUGAUUAACAUUUUAGAACGAGAGAGAGCCAGUUUUUAUAUAAUCAUGUUUUUUUUUACCACUGAGUUGGCAAACAAGCAUACGGCCCACCUGACAGUAAGCGGUUA